Messenger RNA from Coregonus sp. 'balchen', 33678 nucleotides. Lineage: Eukaryota; Metazoa; Chordata; Actinopteri; Salmoniformes; Salmonidae. The record is from the annotation of a GenBank genome assembly.
AUGAAGGUAAGUCACUUGGCUAACCUCAGUUGAAAACAGCGGUGAAGCCGACGCCUCUUUCACUUGGCUUGCAUAGAGACUGGGGGACAACUGUCUAUAUGGUUGGCAACAACAUAUGACAGUUUGAAGGCGUCAGAAUGUUGCACAUAUACAUGUUUCAUAUAUAAUUUCAAUGCCAAAAGUUUUCAUGUAGGCUUCACCGUAAAUGACUAUUUUUAGACAUCAUUGUCCACCUCUUCCUGAACAAGACAAAUGUUAUUGAGUUGAAAAACCUCUAAUGCAAUUUCAUGUUUAUGUGUGGCAUCAUGCUUCAUGGACAUCUCUUUCAAUAGUGGCCAAACAUGGCCUGUGUUUUAUUUAUAAGAAAGUACAAUGAUAAAUGUUAUAGGAGUGUCUGUUUUUCUCACAGGCAGCGGACGAGCCUGCCUACCUGACCGUGGGGACUGAGGUCAGCGCCAAAUACAGAGGUGCCUUCUGUGAGGCAAAAAUCAAGACUGUUAAACGGACAGUGAAGGUUAAGGUAAAAGCACAACGCAACAAUGACUCCAUCCCAAAUGCCACCCCAUUCUCCUUAUAAUGCACUACUAUAAACAGAAUGGGGCUGUCUUCAAAAGUAUUGCACUAUAUAGGGAAGAGGGUGCAAUUUGGGACACAGACAACAUUGUAAUCAAACAAGGGAGUAAUGUGAAAUGUUCCAAAUUUUGAUGUCCAAAUCUUACAAGGAUAUGUUGUUUAUAUAGGCCUAGUAGACAAGCUGAUUGGCUAGUUUCGGUCACAGUUUUGCUGCAAAAGGACCCCCCCCCCAUCUAAAUGUUUGUGUAUGCCAGUGACAUCUUUCAAGUAGACUUGUUCUAUGAACAGUUUUGCUCAGUUUGUUUCAGAAAGCCUUAUGCUAAUCCAGGGGUCUCCAACCCUUUCUAGCAUAAAAUAAAAAAGCUUUCAAAUAGGCACGUUCUUCUCUUCUCCUCAACCAUGCGACUCUUCCCUGGGUCCUUGGUGUACAAGAGACGUGUUUUCUGUCAAUAUAACUGGUAAAAUAAUGGUUAGUAAACAACUCUAAAGGGCCCCAUAAAAUCAUAUUUGGUAUUUUCCUGAAUUCUGUUUUUGUUGUUGUUUUUUUAAACUUUUGUUUUGUUAAAAUGUCAAUUGUUCAUAGAGAAACAACAAAAAGUGAUGUUCUUAGUCAUGUCAAUGCUUAAAUCACACAGAAAGACCAUUUUGUAGGUAAACAAAUAAUAAUAUAGAACACAUUUUGAUUUUAGUGUAAUUCCGCUUUAAUUGCGCAUCUAAAUUAAUCUAGCAAGAAAGGAAUGUGUCGGUCUAGCCUACUGCUGCACAACAUGUCAUGGCAGAGUUUGCAAAACAAUUGCCACCCAAUUGAUACAAAUAAUCAUGAUAUAGUUCUGUCAGGUAAGCCUACUUUGCAUUUAAUUGAGAGUUUUUUGGGAAAGUCUUUGUCUACCCACAAGACUGUUAUCAUUAGCAUUGCUAACUGGCUACAUACAGAGUGAUAGAUAAAUACGUGCACCAAACAGACGGACGGCAAUAUUGCUGGAAAUUACCGUAAUUGCCAUAUAUUGUGUUACGUUUUGGCUUUUUAAGUCAACAGUGGCUAACCAGCGGUGGGAUAAUGUCACUGUGUCUUUGAUUGGACAGUUGCCGGGUGGUUUAUGGUUGACCAUAUACGAUGGAACGCAUGAAAAAAAAAAUGCAUGGAUCACACUUUAUUUGGAUAGUCCGGAUUUUCCAUCUGUAGAUGCUCUACAGAUGGUCAUACUAUCUGUUGCUAAGCAACUGCUUGCUAAGGUUAGGGUUAGUAGAUAGUUAGUUGAAAUGUUACUGAUAGUAUGUAAGGCACCUACUGAUGGACUAACCAUAUCUAGUGUUACCAAUGUAUGUACUUUCAGAAUUGAUUGGCGAGCUACUCAUAGUUGGGCUGCGAGCUACUGGUAGUUCGCGAUGUACCUGUUGGAGACCCCUGGGCUAAUCUGUAACCUACGCAGUCCCAACUAGACACUCUGAAAACAGUUAAUUUAGUCAUAACAUAAUCAUAACACAACAAACACUGGUGAUAGUCAGUCAUCAUGACUGCAUUGGUUAGAGCCUGUUGGGUAAAACACAUGGUUCAAAUUCACAUUAAAUACGCUGAACAGUGUUGGUUUCUUGAGCUGAAAUAAAAGAUCCCAGAAAUGUUCCAUAUGCACAAGAAGCUUAUUUCUCUCAGAUUUUGUGCACAAAUGUGUUUACAUCCCUGCUAGUAAGCAUUUCUCCUUUGCCAAGAUAAUCCAUCCACCUGACAGGUGCGGCAUAUCAAGGAGCUGAUGAAACGGCAUGAUCAUUACACAGGUGCACCUUGUGCUUGGGACAAUAAAAGGUCACUUUAAAAUGAGCAGUUCUCACAACACAAUGCCACAGAUGUCUGAAGUUUUGAGGGAGUGUGAAAUUGGCAUGCUGACUGCAGGAAUGUCCACCAGAGCUGUAGCCAGAGAAUUGAAUGUUAAUUUCUCUACCAUAAACUGCCCCCAACGUCGUUUUAGAUAAUUUUGCAGUAUGUCCAACUGGUCUCACAACCGCAGACCAUAUGUAACCAUGCCAGCCCAGGACCUCCACAUCUGGCUUCUUCACCUGCGGGAUCAUCUUAGGGGGGGUGCUGAGGAGUAUUUAUGUCUGUAAUAAAGCCCAUUAGUGGGGGGAAAUUCAUUCUGAUUGGCUGGGCCUGGCUCCCCAGUGGGUGGGCCUAUGCCCACCCAUGGCUACACCCCUGCCCAAUCAUGUGAAAUACAUAGAUUCAAUAAUUCAUUUCAAUUUACUGAUUUCCUUAUAUGAACUGUAACUCAGCAAAAUCGUAGAAAUUCUUGCAUGUUGCGUUUUUUAAAUAUUUUUGUUUAGUAUAGCAACUGACAAUGCUUGGACAUUGGGUUAGCAGCCAUGUCUGGUUUAGUAUGUUUUCGAACAACCGAUAGGCCUAGGAAUUUAGGUUCAAAUGUGCUUUUUUUUAUUCCUCAAAACCCUGUUGUGAAAAUGUGGGUUCCACUGAACUGGUGAACCAGCUUAUAGGUCAGGGCUGAUGAUGGUUAUUGUUUUAAAAUCAAGUGAUCCCACACCAAUCGCCAGUUAGCAGCAUUGUGACCUGACCUCCUGUAUUCUCCACUAUUCUCCUUUGCUUCUGCUCUUCCAUUAUGAUUGUCACAACAAGGUCAGAGUUCCCUUGAUUGAUUGUUUCAUUGGUCUAGUGUUCAUGGGGUGAGGUAGGAAGCCCCAUUUGAACUUUCUCCACAUAGAAAGAUAGGUGAAGGCUAUGAUGCACCAUUCCCUGGUAAUACUAUAAGCACAUACCUACUAUUGUAUCAGAUGGUUUAAGAUCUGUCUGUAGCUGGAAACACCUGUUUUUACAACUGUGCCUUCCAGCGUUGGCAUGUGAGGUUCAUCUAUAGGCCCCUUGGUAACUGACUGGUCAAAGAAAAUGUCAUUUGUCACAUAUUUCGUGACUAGUCAGGAAGAGGAAAGUUGUCUGUUACUCAACUGGAUUAUUUCACCUUGAAUGAAUUCCUUUGUUUCCCUCCUCUCUCACUAGGUGAUGCUCAAAGGAGACACCACUUCACAAGUUGUUCAAGAUGACCAAGUGAAAGGACAGUUGAAGGUAAGUUUGGAACUAACUGGCAUCGCAUCACCGAACUCCCCACAGUAUGAUAUGGAAAAGAUUAAUUUGGCCCUCUGUGUUCUUUUGAUUCUCAGAAUCAUCUGUUUGUCACAUGAUUCUGAGAUUCUGAUCUGUUGGAUAUAACAAUGGUUCUGUACUUGUGACAACAUAAUGUCCUACAGGGUGCAGGCAUAUAGAACCGCUACAGAUAAGGUAUUGUCGACAUGAAGUUCAUGGUCAUGUGACUAAUGCCCUGGCAAAUUACACUGAUCACCUGUUUUUCAACAACUGUAAGCAUCAAUGGUACUGCAGUUGUUUUUGUGCUGAUUUUUAACGCCAGAGUGUUAAACAUUUUAAGUUGCCUAAAGGUUUAAAAUGGCCUCAGUUUUUCUAUCCUGAUAUUUUGUAUGCCCAGUGUGGUUCCCUUUUCACUGUUCGAACACACGUGUCAUGGGCUUUCACUUUGCCCAGGCACGUUACUUUCUUUAUUUAGAGAAGACUUGAUUUGAGAUGCAAUGUUAAAAGGUGCAAUAUGCAGAAAUUGCUCCGCCAUUUCCUGGUUGCUAAAAUUCUAAUAGGUUGCCUAAUUUCAGUUUGUGACAAAACAAGCAAUGUAGAAAGUCAUUGUAUUAUCUAAAACCGCUGUAAAAUAUAUUUUCCAUAACCAAAAAUAUUGUUUUUUAAGUUGGUGUACAAAACCGAAAGUAAGACACAAAAAACUAACGUAAGAACGGGAAGCAUAUAAAUAGCGCACCUAGAACAGAUCUACCGCUUCUUAGACUUGCUUUCAAUGAGAAUGACAGAUCUAUAACUCUAAUUUCUAUGUGGAUUUGGUCAGGUCGCCCAAAAAGUUACAUAUUGCAGCUUUUACUGUUGCCAUUUUGAGUUAUUUUUGAAAUGGGACUAAAAGAGCAGCGCAUAUGAGGUGUCUCAAAGUCUCAUCUCCCUGGCAUCCUUUUGCAGGUGGGCUCCACAGUGGAGGUGAAGAGUGCAGAGGGGAUCUGCAGUGAGGCAACCAUCAACAAACUCACAGAUGCCAGUUGGUACACAGUGGGUGAGUACAGCAACAACACUCAAACUAGUUUACAAGAAGUCCUGCUCCUCUGUUAUCACCUGAUAAUGGUAGACUACAUACAGUGGCUUGCGAAAGUAUUCACCCCCCUUGGCAUUUUUCCUAUUCUGUUGCCUUACAACCUGGAAUUAAAAUGGAUUUUGGGGGGGGGGGGUUGUAUCAUUUGAUUUACACAACAUGCCUACCACUUUGAAGAUGCAAAAUAUUUUUUCCUGUGAAACAAACAAGAAAUAAGACAAAAAAAACAGAACUUGAGCAAGCAUAACUAUUCACCCCCCAAAGUCAAUACUUUGUAGAGCCACCUUUUGCAGCAAUUACAGCUGCAAGUCUCUUGGGGUGUUUAUAUAAGCUUGGCACAUCUAGCCACUGAGAUUUUUGCCUAUUCUUCAAGGCAAAACUGCUCCAGCUCCUUCAAGUUGGAUGGUGUAUAGCAAUCUUUAAGUCAUACCACAGAUUCUCAAUUGGAUUGAGGUCUGGGCUUUGACUAGACCAUUCCAAGACAUUUAAAUGUUUCCCCUUAAACCACUCGAGUGUUGCUUUAGCAGUAUGCUUAGGGUCAUUGACCUGCUAGAAGGUGAACCUCCAUCCCAGUCUCAAAUCUCUGGAAGACUGAAACAGGUUUCCCUCAAGAAUUUCCCUGUAUUUAGCGCCAUCCAUCAUUCCUUCAAUUCUGACCAGUUUCCCAGUCCCUGCCGAUGGAAAAACAUCACCACAGCAUGAUGCUGCCACCACCAUGCUUCACUGUGGGGAUGGUGUUCUCAGGGUGAUGAGAGGUGUUGGGUUUGCACCAGACAUAGCGUUUUCCUUGAUGGCCAAAAAGCUCAAUCUGACCAGAGUACCUUCUUCCAUAUGUUUGGGGAGUCUCCCACAUGCCUUUUGGCGAACACCAAACGUGUUUGCUUAUUUCUUUCUGUAAGCAAUGGCUUUUUUUUGGCCACUCUUCGGUAAUGCCCAGCUCUGUGGAGUGUACGGCUUAAAGUGGUCCUAUGGACAGAUACUCCAAUCUCCGCUGUGGAGCUUUGCAGCUCCUUCAUGGUUAUCUUUGGUCUCUUUGUUGCCUCUCAGAUUAAUGCCCUCCUUGCCUGGUCUGUGAGAUUUGGUGGGCGGUCCUCUCUUGGCAGGUUUGUUGUGGUGCCAUAUUAUUUCCAUUUUUUAAUAAUGGAUUUAAUGGUGCUCCGUGGGAUGUUCAAAAUGUGGGAUAUUUUAAAAAACAACAACCCUGAUCUGUACUUUUCCACAACUUUGUCACUGACCUGUUCGGAGAGCUCCUUGUUCUUCAUGGUGCCGCUUGCUUGGUGGUGCCCCUUGCUUAGUGGUGUUGCAGACUCUGGGGCCUUUCAGAACAGUUGUGUAUAUAUACUGAGAUCAUGUGACAGAUUAUGUGACACUUAGAUUGCACACAGGUGGACUUUAACUAAUUAUGUGACUUCUAAAGGUAAUUGGUUGCACCAGAUCUUAUUUAGGGGCUUGAUAGCAAAGGGGGUGAAUACAUACAGUGAGGGGAAAAAAGUAUUUGAUCCCCUGAUGAUUUUGUACGUUUGCCCACUGACAGACAUUAUCAGUCUAUAAUUUUAAUGGUAGGUUUAUUUGAACAGUGAGAGACAGAAUAACAACAAAAUAAUCCAGAAAAAAGCAUGUCAAAAAUGUUAUAAAUUGAUUUGCAUUUUAAUGAGGGAAAUAAGUAUUUGACCCCCUCUCAAUCAGAAAGAUUUCUGGCUCCCAGGUGUCUUUUAUACAGGUAACGAGCUGAGAUUAGGAGCACACUCUUAAAGGGAGUGCUCCUAAUCUCAGCUUGUUACCUGUAUAAAAGACACCUGUCCACAGAAGCAAUCAAUCAGAUUCCAAACUCUCCACCAUGGCCAAGACCAAAGAGCUCUCCAAGGAUGUCAGGGACAAGAUUGUAGACCUACACAAGGCUGGAAUGGGCUACAAGACCAUCGCCAAGAAGUUAUGUUUUUCAUUUCACUUCACCAAUUUAGACUAUUUUGUGUAUGUCCAUGACAUGAAAUCCAAAUAAAAAUCCAUUUAAAUUACAGGUUGUAAUGCAAAACAAUAGGAAAAACGCCAAGGUGGAUGAAUACUUUUGCAAGGCACUGUACGUCUUUGUUGGUUGGUUGCAUUUUGACUAUUCUCUGUCAUAACUGACUCUUGGUCAAUAAUACUAUUUGUCUAUAUGAUCCUGGGGAAGCAGUAUACUUUGGUGUUAAUGUUUAACAUAAAUACAAUCUGGGCGGCAGGUAGCCUAGCGGUUAAGAGCGUUGGGUCAGUAACCGAAAGGUUGCUGGUUCAAAUCCCCGAGCCGACUAGGUGAAAACUCUGUCGACAUGCCCUUGAGUAAGGCACUUAACCCUAAUUGCUCCUGUAAGUCGUUCUGGUUAAGAAUAAAUGUCAAAUGUAAACAUUACAAGGGAACUGCUUCCCACUGUGUUCCAGUGUUUGACGAUGGGGAUGAGAAGACACUCCGCAGGACGUCUCUGUGUCUGAAGGGAGAGAGACAUUUUGCUGAGAGCGAGGUAAGAGGACUGGUCUUCUGACCUCACUAUCUUCUUGGCCAUUUGAUUUGGUGGUCUCUCUGUUAUUUUUGCUCUUUGAUAUAUUGAUUAAGACCCCUCUCUUUCUUGCUCCCUCUCCUCACUCCUCUCUAUCUCUCUCUGUUGUUAUCUAGACAUUGGACCAACUGCCCCUGACCAACCCGGAGCACUUUGGCACCCCCGUCAUCGGGAAGAAGGGAAACCGCGGAGGAAGGAGGUCAUCUCAGGCUCAGUAAGUAGACCCUUCUUUUACCUUUCUCUUAACCCCUAUUUUAUUUUAAAACACACCUUUACCCCCCCCCCCCCCCCCUCCUCCAAGUUAACCUUUUAAAGCAAAACGCCACUCAAAACCAACCUUUUGGUUUAUUUUAUGUCAUGUUUUCAAGCUAUUGGACUUUCAAGAAGCAAAAUGUCACUUGCCACAUCAUCAUAUGAUGCAUUUUGCUUCUUGAAAGUCCAAUAGCUUGAAAACUUGACUGCUGAUAUGCAAAACAUUUUAGGAUUGUAUCAACAGUGGACUAAUGGAAAAAAUAUAUACCCAAAACGUUUUUGAGUGGAGUUUUCCUUUAAUGCUAGCCUGCAGUGGGCCAUGUGGAACCACUGUGUUCUUGCUUUGGAUACGGUUUGACCUGCAGUGGGCCAUGUGGAACCACUGUGUUGUUCUUGCUUUGGAUACGGUUUGAUGACCUAACCUGCACUACCGCUUACAGCAUGCUUCUUUAGAUGCUCUGCCUGUAAACAUUCAGACAUGGUCAUUAUACAGUGCAUUUGGAAGUAUUCAGACCCCUUUUUCCACAUUUUGUUACGUUACAGCCUUAUUCAAAAAAAAUUUUUUUUUUUACAUCAAUUUACACACUACCCCAUAAUGACAAAGCAAAAACUGGUUUUAUGAAAUGUUUGCAAAUAAAAAUAUACCUUAUUUACAUAAGUAUUCAGACCCUUUGCUAUGAGACUCGAAAUUUAGCCCAGGUGCUUCCUGUUUCCAUUGAUCAUCCUUGAAAUGUUUCUACAACUUGAUUGGAGUCCACCUGUGCUAAAUUCAAUUGAUUGUACAUGAUUUGAAAAGGCACACACCUGUCUAUAUAAGGUCCCACAGUUGACAGUGCAUGUCAGAGCAAAAACCAAGCCAUGAGGUUGAAGGAAUUGUCCGUAGAGCUCCGAGACAGGAUUGUGUCGAGGCACAGAUCUGGGGAAGGGUACCAAAACAUUUCUGCAGCAUUGACGAUCCCCAAGAACACAGUGGCCUCUAUCAUUCUUAAAUGGAAGAAGUUUGUAACCACCAAGACUCUUCCUAGAGCUGGCCGCCCGGCCAAACUGAGCAAUCGGGGGAGAAGGGCCUUGGUCAGGGAAGUGACCAAGAACCCAGUGGUCACUCUGACAGAGCUCUGGAGUUCCUCUGUGGAGAUGGGAGAGCCUUCCAGAAGGACAACCAUCUCUGCAGCACUCCACCAAUCAGGCCUUCAUGGUAGUGGCCAGACGGAAGCCACUCCUCAGUAAAAGGCACAUGACAGCCCGCUUGGAAUUUGCCAAAAGGCACCUAAAGACAAUGCAGGAGUGGCUUCGGGACAAGUCUCUGAAUGUCCUUGAGUGGCCCAGCCAGAGCCCGGACUUGAAACCGAUCGAACAUCUCUGGAGAGACCUGAAAAUAGCUAUGCAGCAACGCUCCCCAUCUAACCUGACAGAGCUUGAGAGGAUCUGCAGAGAAGAAUGUGAGAAACACCCCAAGUACAGGUGUUCCAAGCUUGUAGGGUCAUACCCAAGAAUACUUGAGGCUGUAAUUGCUGCCAAAUGUGCUUCAACAAAGUACUGAGUAAAGGGUCUGAAUACUUAUGUAAAUGUAAUAUUUUAAUUUUUAAUAAACUUGCAAACAUUUCAAAAAACCUGUUUUUGCUUUGUCAUUAUGGGGUAUUGUGUGUAGAUUGAGAAUUUUAAAUAAAUACAUUUUUAGAAUAAGGCUGUAACGUAACAAAAUGUGAAAAAAAGUCAAGGGGUCUGAAUACUUUCUGCACCCACAGUAAACAACAACAUAGUUAGAUUUAUGAUGAAGUUGAAUAAAAUGUAAUGACUGUUUACAGUUGAACAUUUGUAACUGGCUCCCAUAGGCCUUUGUGGUUGAUAGUGUUGAGCUUUCUAUAGAGCUCUGUAGAAGCUUCUGACUGAGACUGAAGGUUUUGACAGAGACAGACUAUAGCUUCUGACCUGUAAAGAUUAUGUUCUGACGUAGUCCCCUUGUUCAACCCAUCAGUGCGAAUGAUGAAAAGGACUCGUCCUCCAGUGAUGACGACAAUGAGGACAGGAGGAGGCUAAACGAUGACCUGCUGGGUAAAGUGGCCAGUAUUCAGACUGGGACAGACCGGACAUCCUGGUACCUGGCCCUGGUAAGUCACAUCAUGCAUAGACCCUAGCCACACACACACUCUGUCGGUCUCUCUCUCUCUCUCGCUGCCUGUCGGUCUUCUCUUGCCCCCUGCGUCUCUCUCGCUGCCUGUCGGUCUCUCUCUCUCGCUGCUGUCGGGUUCUCUCUCUCUCGCUGCCUGUCGGUCUCUCUCUCUCGCUGCCUGUCGGUCUCUCUCUCUCGCUGCCUGUCGGUCUCUCUCUCUCGCUGCCUGUCGGUCUCUCUCUCUCGCUGCCUGUCGGUCUCUCUCUCUCGCUGCCUGUCGGUCUCUCUCUCUCGCUGCCUGUCGGUCUCUCUUCUCGCUGCUGUCGGUCUCUCUCUCUCGCUGCCUGUCGGUCUCUCUCUCGCUGCUGUCGGUCUCUCUCUCUCGCUGCCUGUCGUCGGUCUCUCUUCUCGCGCUGUCGGUCUCUCUCUCUCGUGCCUGUCGGUCUCUUACUCGCUGCCUGUCGGUCUCUCUCUCUCUCUGCUUGUCUCUCUCUCUCGCUGCCUCUUCUCUCUCUCGCUCUCUCUCUCUCUCGCCUCUCUCUCUCUCUCUCUCUCUCCGCUCUCUCUCUCUCUCUCUCGACUGCCUCUCUCUCUCUCUCUCUGCCUCUCUCGCUGUUCUCCUGCUCUCUCUCUCUAUCUCUCUCCGCUGCCUCUCCUCUCUCCUCUCUCUCUCCUCUCUCUGUCCCUCUCUCUCUCUCUCUCGCUGUUCCUCUCUCUCUCUCGCUGUCCUCUCUCUCUCUCUGUCCUCUCUCUCUUCCUUUCCUCUCUCUCUCUCUCUCUCUUCGUGCUCUCUCUCUCGCUGCCUCUCUCCCUCUCGCUGCUCUCUCUCUCUCUCUCAUGCCCCUCUUCUCGCUGCCCUCUCUCUCGCUCUCCUCACUCUCUCUCUCCGCUGCUCCUCUUCUCUCUCUCCUUCUCUUCUCUCUCUCUCGCUGCCUCCUCUCUCUCUCUCUCUCUCGCUGCCUCUCUCUCUCUCUCUCGUGCCCCUCUCUCUCGCUGCCCUCUCUCUCUCGCUGACUCUCUCUCUCUCGCUGCCCCUCUCUCUCUCUCUCUCUCGCAUGCCUCCUCUCUCUCUCUCUUCUCGCGCUCUCUCUCUCUUCUCUCUCUCGCUGACUCUCUCUCUCUCGCUGCCCCUCUCUCUCGCUGCCUCUCUCUCUCUCUCUCGCUGCCUCUCUCUCUCUCUCUCUCGCUGCUCUCUCUCUCCGCUGCCUCUCUUCGCUGCCCCUCUCUCCUCUCUCUCUCGCUGCCUCUCUCUCUCUCGCUGCUCUCUCUCUCUCUCUCGCUGCCCUCUCUCUCUCUCCUCUCUCGCUGCCCCUCUCUCUCUCUCUCUGCCCUCUCUCUCUCUCUCUCUCUCUCGCUGCCUCUCUCUCUCGCUGCUCUCUCUCUCUGCUGCCUCUCUCUCUCUUCUCGCAUGCCUCUCUCUCUCCUCUCUCUCGCUGCCUCUCUCUCUCGCUGCUCUCUCUCUCUCUCUCUCGCUUGCCUCUCUCUCUCUCGCUGCCUUCUCUCUCUCUCUCGCUUGCCUCUCUCUCUCGCUGCCUCUCUCUCUCUCUCUCGCUGCCUCUCUCUCUCUCGCUCUGCUGCCUCUCUCUCUCUCUCGCUCGCUCUGCCUCUCUCUCGUCGCUGCCUCUCUUUUCUCCCCGCUGCUCGUGCCUCUCUCUUCUCUCGCUUGCUCCUGCUCUCUCUCGCUCGCUCGCUGCCCUCUCUCUCUCUCUCUCGGCUGCUCUCUCUCUCUCGCUCCUCUUCUCUCGCUCUCUCGCUGCCUCUCUCUCGCUGCCUCUCUCUCUCUCUCUCUCUCUCUUUCUCGCUGCUCUCUCUCUCUCGCUCGCUGCCUCUUCUCUCUCUCUCGCUCGCUGCCUCUCUCUCGCUCGCUCGCUUGCCUCUCUCUCUCUCUCGCUCGCUGCCUCUCUCUCUCCUCCUCGCUCGCUGCCUCUCUCUCGCUCGCUCGCUGCCUAUCUCUCUCUCUCUCGCUGCCUUCUUUCUCUCGAUCCUCUGCUCCUCUCUCUCUCUCCUCGUCGUUGCCUCUCUCUCUCGCUGCCUCUCUCUUCUCUCUUCGAUGCCCUCUCUAUCUCUACUCGUGCCCCCCUCUUUUCGGCUUGCUCUUCUCGCUCUCAUCGCUGCCCCUCUCUCUCUCUCUGCUCGUCGUGCUCUCUCUCUCUCUCUCUGCUUUCGCUUGCUCUCUAUCUACUCGCUGCAUCUUCUCUUGCUGCCUUCUUCUACUCGCUCGCUCGCUUCUCUCGCUGCCUUCUCCUCUCGUCUCGCUCCGUGCCUCUCUCUCUCUCGCUGCCUCUAUCUAUCUCUCUCUCGGCUCUCUCUUCUCGCUGCUCUCUCUCCUCGCUGCCUCUCAUCUCUCUCUCUCUCGUGCUCUCUCUCGCUUGCUCCUCUCUCUCUCUCGCAUGCCUCUCUCUCUCUCGCUGCAUCCUCUCUCUCGCGCUGCUUCUUCGCCGUCUGCUGCCUCUCUCUCUCGCUCGCUCGCUGCUCUCUCUCUCUCGCUCGCUCGCUGCCUCUCUCUGCUCGUCGCGUACCUCUCUAUCUCGCUCGCUCGUGCCUCUCUCUCUGUCGCUCGCUGCCUCUAUCUCGCUCGCUGCCUCUCUCUCUCGCUUCGCUCGCUGCUCUCCUCUCUCUUCCGCUCGUCUCCUCUCUCUGCUGCAUGCUCACCUUCUCUGCUCGGCUGCCCUUCUCUCUCCCUCACUCUCUCUCUGCUGCAUUCUAUCUCUCUCUCUAUCUUAUUCGCUGCCCUCUCUCUCUCUCGCUGCCUCUCUCUUCUCUCGCUGCCCUCUUCUCUCUCUCUCUAUCUCUCUGCUGCCUCUCUCUCUCGCUGCCCCCAUCUCUCUCUCUCCUUUGCUCUCUUCUCUCUCUCUGCAUGCCUCUAUCUCUCUCUCUCUCGGGCUCCUCUCUCUCAUUGCUGCUCUCUCUUUGCUCUCUCUCUCUUCUCUCUCUCCUCUCUCUCUCGCUGCUGCUCUCUCUCUCGCUGCUCUCUCUCUCUUCUUCGCUGCCUCUCUCUCUCUCGCUGCCUCUCUCUCUCUUCUCUGCUCUCUCUUCUCUCUCUCGCUGCCUCUCUCUCUCUCUCGCCUCCUGCUCUCUCUCUCUCUCUCUCCUCGCUGCCUCUCUCUCUCUCGCUCGCUGCUCUCUCUCUCUCGCUGCCCUCUCUCUCUCUCGCUCGUGCCUCUCUCUCUCUCUGCUCGCUCGCUGCUCUCUCUCUCCUCGCUUGCUCUCUCUCUCUCUCUCGUGCUCUCUUCUCGCUGUCCUCUCUCUCUCUCUCGCCCUCGCUCGCUGCCUCUCUCUCGCUCGCUCGCUGCCUCUCUCUCUCUCGCUCGCUGCCUCUCUCUCUCUGCUCGCUCGCCUCCUCUCUCUCGCUCGCUCGCUGCCUCUCUCUCUCUGCUCGUCGCUGCCUCUCUCUCUCGCUCGCUCGCUGCUCUCUCUCGCUCGCUCGCUGCCCUCUACUCUCUCGUCGCUCGCUGCCUCUCUCUCUCUCGCUGCGCUCCUCUCUCGCUCGCUCGCUGCCUCUCUCUCGCCGCUCCUCUCUCUCUCUCUUCUGCUCUGCUCGCUGCCUCUCUCUCUGCUCGCUCGCUGCUCUCUCUCUCUCGUCUCGCUCGCUGCUGCUCUCUCUCUGCUCGCUCGCUGCCUCUCUCUCUCGCUCGCUCGCUGCCUCUCUCUCUCGCUCGCUCGCUGCUCUUUCUCUCUCGCUCGCUGCCUCUCUCUCUCUCGCUCGCUCCUGCUCUCUCUCUCGCUCGCUGCCUCUCUCUCCUCGCUGCCUCUUCUCUCCUCUGACUCUCUCUCUCUCUCUCGCUGCCCUCUCUCUCUUCUCUCGCUGCCCUCUCUCUCUCUCGCUGCCCUCUUCUCUCUGCCUCUCGCUCUCUUCCUUCUACUCUCUCUUCGCUGCACUCCUCUCCUCAUGACUUCUCUCUCUGGACUGACCUCUCUCUCUCUCGCUCUCUUCUCGCAUGCCUCUAUGCUCUCUCUCUCUCGGCCCUACUCUCCUCUCGUCCUUUUUCUAUCUCUCGUUCCGUCUUCUCUCUCGUGCUCUCUCUCUCUCGUUGCUCUCUUCUUAGGCUUCGCUGGCCUCAUCUCUCUCGUUUGACCUCUCUCUUCCUGCUGACCUCUCUCUCCAGCUCGUGCUUCUCUCUCUCUCUCGCUCGCUGCCCUCUCUCGCAUGCAUCGCUGCCGUCUCUCUUCCGCUCGCUCGCUGCCUUCUUCUUCUGCUCGCUCGUGCCUCUCUCUCCAUCGUCGCUUGCACCUCUCUCUUCGCUCGCUCGCUGCCUCUCUCUCUCGCUCGCUCGCUGCCCCUCUCGCUCGCUCGCUCGCUGCCCCUCUCUCCGCUCGCUCGUGCCUCUUCUCGCUCGCUCGCUGCCUCUCUCUCUCGCUCGUCGCUGCCUCUCUCGCUCGCUCGCCGCUGCCCCUAUUUCGCUCGCUCGCUGCCCUCUCUCUCCGCUCGCUCGCUGCCUCUCUCUCUCGUUCGCUCGCUGCCUCUCUCUCUCUCGCUCGCUGCCUCUCUCUCUCUCUCGCUCGCUGCCUUUUCUCUUCCUCGCCCCGCUGCCUCUCUUCUCGCUCGCUGCCCUCUCUCUCUCGCUCGCUCGCGCUCUCUCUCUCGUCGCUCGCUGCCUCUCUCUCGCUCACUCGCUGCCUCUCUCUCGCUCGCUCGCUCGCUGCCUCUCUCUCGCUCGCUCGCUGGCUCUCUCUCUCUCGUCGCUCGCUGCCUCUCUCUCUCGCUCGCUCGCUGCCUCUCUCUCGCUCGCUCGCUGCCUCUCUCUCGCUCGCUCGCUGCCUCUCUCUCUCUCGCUCGCUCGCUGCCUCUCUCUCUCGCUCGCUCGCUGCCUCUCUCUCUCUCGCUCGCUCGCUGCCUCUCUCUCUCUCGCUCGCUCGCUGCCUCUCUCUCUCGCUCGCUCGCUGCCUCUUUCUCUCUCGCUCGCUCGCUGCCUCUCUCUCCUCGCUCGCUGCCUCUCUCUCUCCGCUCGCUGCCUCUCUCUCGCUCGCUGCCUCUCUCUCUCUCGCUCGCUGCCUCUCUCUCUCUCGCUCGCUCGCUGCCUUUCUCUCUCGCUCGCUGCCCCUCUCUCUCUCUCUGCUCGGCCUCUCUCUCGGUCUCUCCGGCCUCUCGGUCUCUCUCGCUGCCUGUCGGUCUCUGCCUGUCGGUCUCUCUUCCUUAUAAACAUUAACUAUGGAAUGCAAAUGGAAUUUUGACUUGGGAGCACCAGUGCCGCUCAGAUAAUACAUUGAAUAGCACAUGGUUACAUCUGUAUCAUUGUUUCAAGUCCGGUGUGCUCAGGCUGUUGUUGGAUUUGUAUUAUUUGAGGGGAGUGCAUGAGCAAAGUCAUUUGUAUUAUUUGACUUUUCCUGUGAGAACCUUUACCACAAGCAUGUCUGAUUAGGUUUAGCUGUACCACAGCCUCUGGCAUAGAAACAAACAUGGCUUAGUGUCCGUGGUUGCUCAUUUACAAAGCAGAAAACCGCUUGUCUCCAAACUGAAGACCUAUUUUACCGGAGCAAACUUUUUUUAUUUCUAGCACCAAUUCGCAGGACACUCUUAAAGGGGUAUACACAAAUUAAUUAUCAUGACGUUCCAAUAAACCCCAUUUCAUCUUUACAUUUUGGGGGGGGGGGGGAUCCCAUCAAGGUGUGCCACGGUUCAAAAAGGGUUGGAAACUACUGGUUUAUACAACCACCUGAAAAACAGAACCCAUUGUGAAACUGAAAGCAAAUGGAUAAUAACCUUCCUUGGCCUUUGGUCCUUCUUGUAUGAUGAUACUUUGAUAUUAGGGCUGGGUGAUACAGACAAAAUAUCGUAUGAUAUUUUUCUCAUAUUUGACGGUAUUUUAUGUUUCUGAAUAAUACAAGUUCUAAAUAUGAUUUGAGUAGUGCAUAACCCUAGAAUGGUGGCAACCUGAAUUCUAAGUGAUUUUAAUAGGCUUUCUCUAUUCUGAUGGUUUUGUACUCAACCAAACUAGGAAGAAACUGAUAGUGACGUUGUCCAACUUGUUGAACUUUUCAUUUAUUGAGCACUGUAUAAAAAUACCUUUAUAGAUGGUACGUGGAUCCAUAUCGGUAUUCACAAUAUAUCGCCCAGCACUAUUUGUAAUUGCUCCUAACUUUCCCUUUCUUUACGGGUUUUGUCUAGGUGAUAUCACCCAGCUGCAAUGAUGACCUGACAGUCAGGAAAGACCAAUGUUUAGUGAGAUCAUUUGCAGACUCCAAAUUGUAAGUAUUGUUCAUCCUACUCUUGUGUUGUAGAGUUAAGGAAAUUCUGGUCAGUUUACAAAUAUUAUGUCUUGUUUGAUAUUUGCCCCAUACAUUUUCUAGCCAAGGGCAAUGUAAACAUGCAUGUAUUUUUGCUAUUAUUUGCUAUUAUAGUGUUCUCAGAAUUGGUAACAUUUGUAGCUGAAUACACAUGCAUUUAGAUGUUUUUUUUGUGGGGGGUUUUUCAGUCGCACGGUGGCAAGAAAGGAGAUCCAUGAAGUGAACAUGGAUAGCGUAUCUAAAGCUGAGUUCUCGUCGAGGAAUGGUAAGGUUGGCUCACAUAGGUGUUCCUAUGGAGAAAUGUAUUGUCCAAGUCAACUGAAUUGACAUAAAAUUAACCUGUAACUCUUGACUUCCUCUGGCUAUUCCCAGGUUUGGAGGAGGCAGUGUAUUUCCUCAAAACCAAGGUGGUCCCUGACAGUUGGAAGAUGGACAUGAGCGAGAUCUUAGAAUCCUCCAGCAGUGAUGAGGAGGAGGACAAGGAAGGAGAAGAUAGUGAGGAGGAGGAGGAGGAGAAGGAGGAGGAUGACGACGAGGUAAGAAGAACACUGUUCUGUUUCAGGCUAGAAGGUUAUUUCAAGCCUACAAGUAAACCACUUUCCUUUUAGGUGCUGACUGGACCAGCACCUUGCCACAUUCAGAAAUUAGACAUUUCUAUCAGUUUUGACAAAGCAGUAGUUUAACUGUAUACUGAAGUGUAAUGUUCUAACAAUUGCCAUCAUAACCUGCUUGUGAAGCCUGGGCUUGGCUAUCGUAAUAGGUACUACUUCACGGAGGGAGAAAAAAGGAAGUUCUUAUCUUAUUUUGCCAUGAUAAGGGUUCAAAACGAGAGCCGUCUCCAUUGAGUAAUGUAAACCCAGCUGUUGUAUUGCACACUGUAGUGACCUCACCUGCCUGGUCUGUCAAUGAAGUUGGCUUGUACAAUGCCUUCAUUGCAUUCCCACUCUGACAUCUUAUGGCUACUGAAUCACCUUGAUUGAGCCAGACUCCCAAUAGACCCUGGAUGCAUCCCAAAUUGCACUAUAUUCCUUUUUAGUGUACUGGUAACUACAUUUGACCAGGGCCCAUAGUCACUAGGGUGCCAUUUGGGACACACCCCCAGUGUGUGGGACAGCCCCUGCCUCAGGAACAACAAUGGUUUCAUUCUUCUUGCUCCCAGAGUUUUGGACAAAUGGCCAUUUGUGUGGUUUCCGACACUGUUCCCAUAGCAACCGGCAGCUACUUCCUAUCGUUUAGAGAGGGGCUGUGGGGAUUGGCUGUGGUCCAGUGGAGUCGUGCCAGCCAGGCUGUCCUAAAAUAGGUUCACUUUACUGUGUAUUUACUUGUGUCUGGAGCAUUUUAUGUCAAUCAUGGUAUAGUUCACACAUUACACACACAGUACAUUCAGGAAGUAUUCAGACCCCUUGACUUUUUUUUUUGUAAAUUAUUUCAUGCAAGUGACUUGGCUUGACAAGUAACAGAAUGAGCAACAUUUUCAGAAGCAAAGUAUGAGCUCAAAAUAAUCUGUUACCUGACUGACUACUGGCCUUGGUAUACGUAACAUUUUCCUCUGCUCUAGUAGCAUUGCUAGCUCUACAGGAAUGUACAGUUGAAGUCGGAAGUUUACAUACUUAGGUUGGAGUCAUUAACUUUUUCAACCACUCCACAAAUUUCUUGUUAACAGACUAUAGUUUUGGCAAGUCGGUUAGGACAUCUACUUUGUGCAUGACAAAAGUAAUUUUUCCAACAAUUGUUUACAGACAGAUUAUUUCACUUAUAAUUCACUGUAUCACAAUUCCAGUGGGUCAGAAGUUUACAUACACUAAGUUGACUGUGCCUUUAAACAGCUUGGAAAAUCCAGAAAAUGAUGUCAUGGCUUUAGAAGCUUCUGAUAGGCUAAUUGACAUCAUUUUAGUAAAUUGGAGGUGUACCUGUGGAUGUAUUUCAAGGCCUACCUUCAAACUCAGUGCCACUUUGCUUGACAUCAUGGGAAAAUCAAAAUAAAUCAGCCAAGACCUCAGAAAAAAAAUUGUAGACCUCCACAAGUCUGGUUAACCCUUGGGAGCAAUUUCCAAACACAUGAAGGUACCACAAUCUGUACAAACAAUAGUAUGCAAGUAUAAACACCAUGGGACCACGCAGCCGUCAUACCGCUCAGGAAGGAGACACGUUCUGUCUCCUAGAGAUUAAUGUACUUUGGUGCGAAAAGUGCAAAUAAAUCCCAGAACAACAGCAAAGGACCUUGUGAAGAUGCUGGAGGAAACAGGUACAAAAGUAUCUAUAUCCACAGUAAAACGAGUCCUAUAUCGACAUAACUUGAAAGGCCGCUCAGCAAGGAAGAAGCCACUGCUCCAAAACUGCCAUAAAAAAGCAAGACUACGGUUUGAAAAAGCCAGACUACGGUUUGCAACUGCACAUGGGGACAAAGAUCAUACUUUUUGGAGAUGUCCUCUAGUCUGAUGAAACAAACAAAAAUAGAACUGUUUGGCCAUAAUGACCAUCAUUAUGUUUGGAGGAAAAAGCGUGUGCGAGCAAGGAGGCCUACAAACCUGACUCAGUUACACCAGCUCUGUCAGGAGGAAUGGGCCAAAAUUCACCCAACUUAUUGUGGGAAGCUUGUGGAAGGCUACCUGAAACGUUUGACCCAAGUUAAACAAUUUAAAGACAAUGCUACCAAAUACUAAUUGAGUGUAUGUAAACUUCUGACCCACUGGGAAUGUGAUGAAAGAAAUAAAAGCUGAAAUCAUUCUCUCUACUAUUAUUCUGACAUUUCACGUUCUUAAAAUAAUGUGGUGAUCCUAACUGACCUAAGACAGGGAAUUUCUACUAGGAUUAAAUGUCAGGAAUAGUGAAAAACUUAGUUUAAAUGUAUUUGGCUAAGGUGUAUGUAAACUUCCGACUUCAACGGUAGCUAUGUCGAGACUGAUGGGGUUUUACGUGCAUGCCUCGUUGUCUUCCCUCUUUUUAAAAACGUUACCUUUAUUUUACCAAGUUAGUUGCAUUGAUAUUUGGGGCUAAAAUAUGUUUGUCAAGAGACCUUGUCAAAACAGCAGCACAAUCACUGACUGAUAAUGACUAACAUAUCGUCGGUUGAUGCCUCAUUUGCCUAUUUUAACCAAGGUGUGUUGCGUUUACCUUCCCAGCAGCCUGAGGACGAGGCGGACCCAGAGGAGAGGGAUCACUUCCUGCAGCAGCUGUAUAAGUUCAUGGAGGAUCGAGGUGAGCCUUCAGCCCUGUCCCAUAUCCUCCUGCCAUCUCCCCGUUUAUAUGUCCCAAAUAGCACCCUAUUUCCUAUAUAGUGCCCUACUUUUGACAUGGGCCAAUUGGUGAUCUUUCAUAUGACUUACUGCGCACAACACUUUACUGCAAGCGCACAAACACACUACCUGGCCGGCUCUGGCUCUGAAUGCCCCAUCCAUCCUUCAUUUGAUUUCACUGCAGUUCUUUAUCACAUAAUGCAUCCUUAUCAGUCAUUCAACGACAACACAUGAAAUAAGAACAAUGGUCCUGUGAUUUGGAAUGCCCUAGAAUGUGCUGCUUUUCCUCUGUGUAACGUCACUGCUCCUCUUGUCCUCUCAUCCUCAGGGACGCCAAUUAACAAGCCUCCUGUGCUCGGCUACAAGGAUCUGAACCUCUUCAAGCUCUUCAGGCUAGUCUACCAGCAGGGGGGCUGUGACAAAGUGAGUGAAUCUCAUCUAUACAGCUACCCCCCCCCCCCCCCCCCUUUCAUCUGAGUCCUCCUCACAGACUGUCUGGUCUCGUCAUCUAAUGUGAACAACCUGUUCUCACCAGCUUUGUCUCUCCUCUGCCUCUGUAAGCAGACUUGCAGCAUUUAGAUUUUUAGUGGACUAUCAAGGUCAUGGAGGGGCUGUCUGGCUGGUGUUUUGCACGUCAGCUGCUAUGAGGGCAAAGAAAACAACAGGCCUGAAAUAUGACUUAACAAUUUUGACGUUGGUAGCGUUUUGUCUCACUACCUCCCUGUUUGUUUUGUUGAAGAUAUUAUUGAUAUAGCGUAGCCUACAUGAAUGAUUAUUCAUAUGUUACGUUGAUGGUUGUUAUUUGCAGAUUGAAAGUGGAUCUGUGUGGAAACAAAUCUACAUGGACCUGGGCAUUCCCAUCCUAAACUCUGCUGCCUCCUACAAUGUGAAGACUGCCUACAGAAAGUAGGUGUUGGUUCUCCUCACUCAGACUGAAAAGCGCUCUUUACCAGACAAGUCUUUAUUUUGAAGCUAUUGACAGUCAUUUGCGUUGACGUUGAGAAAUGAACUCAAUGUCUGUUGCCGUGAUAAAUUCAAACUGUGUUCUAGGCCGGAUUACUGUGAGUCUAUAUAAAUACAUUUGAUUGAUGGAUAUUUUAAGUUUUUUGCACCAAGAUUAUUUAGAAGUGUGUGGUGAGUGACAUUUACUGUGCUUGAGGGAGUGCUAAUACAUUGUGUGUGUAUUUGUGUGUAGGUACCUGUAUGGCUUUGAGGAGUACUGCCGCUCAGCCUGCAUCGUGUUCAGGACCAUCCACCACAACGAGGCUCGUCCAGCCUCCCAGUCCUCCCAGUCCCAGACAGAGCAUAAGGCUGCCCAGGUCCUUCAGGUAACGGUGAAGGACAAAGACAAGGAGAGCCAGGGUCCAACACCACCCGUCCAGACUGAGUCUGUUGCAUCCACAGAGGACAAGCCUGCCCAGGAGGAGGCUGAGUCGGGGAGUGAGAGUGACAAAGAGGGCCACACAGAUAUCUCCUCUCCCAGGGUUAGUAGGAGUUUUCAAAAACAACUUUUGUCCUGUGUGGUGGUUUACUUGUGAUUUGCACACAACUUUUUCUGAACUCUGUUAGAUUUCCUCCCAAUUCGCCUUCUCAAAAUUAAUUGAACUUGGGUUCAUCCCAUCUGAUCUUUUCAUCUAAUGCGUUUUGAGGAAGAGGCGAGGAAAAAGUGAGAAAGCGCUGUACUAUAGUUACUGUAGAUUUUUUGCAGAGUUCCAGACACUAAUCUGUUCUCAAUCCUUUCCCUCAGGGGAGGAGACGGUGCACUGUGACCCCGGUCAAAGCUGAGACGAAGGAACCUGUCAAGCUGGAGAAGAUCAAAGAGCAGGAGCCGAGUGGUCUGGGUGUGGGGGAGACCAGCGGAGAGGAGACGGGAGGUCAAAGAGAAAGCAGCAGGUCAGACGGAGGGGACACCCCGGGGAAGAAAUGCAGCCGACGCCUGGAGGAGUCCGAUAAAGAGUCUGAGGACGAAGGGGAAGAUGAGGACAGCGAGAGGAGAGUUGGAGAACGGUACUGUUGAAUGUUAAUGAAACAUCACAGUGUAAUAUUAAUGGUGAUCGAUUUAAUGGAAUGUUUAAGAUGAGGUAAUGAAUGAAUGUCACCUCAGGGCAAGUCUAUUGGCUGCCAAGUAUGAAUCUUCUCAAGUUCCUCCAUUUUGUACUUGUCAGGAUGUGUUGCCAUUGAACAGAAUAGAAUGUUGUGAAUUGGGUAACACACAGGCAGAAUAUAAUUAUAAUCUCAGUGUGGUUUCACAUACUUGCUGAAAGUCUUGUGAUGCCAUGUUUUCUGGUUGGUUUCCUAUUGGAUGGGAGUGCAGCGGAAUUGUUUUGUUUUGCUGUAGUGUGCCGAGCUCACUGUCGUAUUCUCACUAGGAAGCAAACUGACCGAAACGGGGAGAGAAGACCUACCUAAACUUGUCCAAUAAGAAACACACAUUUUUGUUGCAAAACGUUUUGCUACGGUGUGAACUAAUGAAUGAGUCCCAUUUAUAUCAUGUGAAAUUGGAGUAGUGCCAGUUGUACUGGCUGAAAAGCUUCUUCACUGAGUUUGAGGGCCUCGUUCUGAUGGCUCUACAGGGAGCCCAAAGGUCUUUUGUGAUGUUACUGUAGGACUGUUUUGUUCGAUCACAGAAAAGGAGUCUGUAGAGAACCCUUGAGUAGCCUGGCCUACCAGGGUAAAGCGACGUGUCCUGCCCAGGGUUUUGAUGAAAAUAAGCGUUUGCAUCUUUAUGAACAGCGAGGUCUGUCGAGAGGUCAGCUUAGCUUCUCCAUCUACAGUGCCUUCAGAAUGCAUUCACACUCCUUGACUUUUUCCACAUUUUGUUGUGUUACAACCUUAAUUUAAAAUGGAUUAAAUGUCCAUAAAAAAAAGGUCACUGGCUUACACACAAUACUCUAUAAUGUCAGCGGGAAAAAAAAAAAAAAAAAACAAUUAUACAACAUUUAAAGCUGAAAUGUCUUGAGUCAAUAAGUAUUCAGCCUCUUUGUUAUGGCAAGCCUCAAUAAGUUCAGGAGUGAAAAUGUGCUUAACAAGUUGCAUGGACUCACUCUGAGCACAAUAAUAGUUUUUAACAUGAUUUUUGAUUUCUGUACCCCACACAUACAUUUAUCUGUAAGGUCCCUCAGUCGAGCAGUGAAUUUCAAACACAGAUUCAACCACAAAGACCAGGGAGGUUUUCCAAUGCCUCGCAAAGAAGGACACCUGUUGGUAGAUGCGUAAAAAUAAAAUAAGCAGACAUUGAAUAUCCCUUUGAGCAUGGUGAAGUUAUCAAUUACACUUUGGAUGGUGUACACCCAGUCCCUACAAAGAUACAGACGUCCCUCCUAACUCAAUUUCCGGAGAGAAAUUAAACCACUCACCAUGAGGCCAAUUGUGACUUUAAAACUGUUAGAGUUGAAUGGAUGUGAUAGGAGAAAACUGAGGAUGGAUCAAACAUUGUAGUUACUCCACAAUACUAACCUCAUUGACAGAGUGAAAAACAGGAAGCCUGUACAGAAUACAAAUAUUCCAAAACAUGCGUCCUGUUUGCAACAAGACACAAAAGUAAUACUGCAAAUAAAUGUGGCAAAGAAAAUAACUUUUUGUCCUGAAUAAAAGUGUUAUGUUUGGGGCAAAUCCAAUACAACACAUUACUGAGUACCACUCUCCAUAUUUUCAAGCAUAGUGGUAGCCGCAUCAUGUUAUGGGUACAGUGCAUUCGGAAAGUAUUCAGACCCCUUGACUUUUUCCACAUUUUGUUACGUUACAGCCUUAUUCUAAAAUGUAUUAAAUAAAAAAUGUUCCACAGCAAUCUACACACAAUACCCCAUAAUGACAAAGCGAAAACAGGCUCUUAGAAAUGUUUACAAAGUUAAAAAUAAUCAACUGAAAUACCUAUUUACGUAUUCAGACCCUUUGCUAUGAGACUCCAAAUUGAGCUCAGGUGCAACCUGUUUCCAUUGGUCAUCCUUGAGAUGUUUCUACAACUUGAUUGGAGUCCACCUGUGGUAAAUUCAAUUGAUUAGGCAUGAUUUGGGAAGGCACACACCUGUCUAUAUAAGGUCCCACAGUUGACAGAGCAUGUCAGAGCAAAAACCAAGCCAUGAAGUCCAAGGAAUUGUCUGUAGAGCUCCAAGACAGGAUUGUGUCGAGGCACAGAUCUGGGGAAGGGUACCAACACAUUUCUGCAGCAUUGACGAUCCCCAAGAACACAGUGGCCUCUACAAACUUCUUCCAUUUAAGAAUGAUAACCACCAAGACUCUUCCUAGAGCUGGCCGCCCGGCCAAACUGAGCAAUCGGGGGAGAAGGGCCUUGGUCAGGGAAGUGACCAAGAACCCAGUGGUCACUCUGACAGAGCUCUGGAGUUCCUCUGUGGAGAUGGGAGAGCCUUCCAGAAGGACAACCAUCUCUGCAGCACUCCACCAAUCAGGCCUUCAUGGUAGUGGCCAGACGGAAGCCACUCCUCAGUAAAAGGCACAUGACAGCCCGCUUGGAAUUUGCCAAAAGGCACCUAAAGACAAUGCAGGAGUGGCUUCGGGACAAGUCUCUGAAUGUCCUUGAGUGGCCCAGCCAGAGCCCGGACUUGAAACCGAUCGAACAUCUCUGGAGAGACCUGAAAAUAGCUAUGCAGCAACGCUCCCCAUCUAACCUGACAGAGCUUGAGAGGAUCUGCAGAGAAGAAUGUGAGAAACACCCCAAGUACAGGUGUUCCAAGCUUGUAGGGUAAUACCCAAGAAGACUUGAGGCUGUAAUCGCUGCCAAAGGUGCUUCAACAAAGUACUGAGUAAAGGGUCUGAAUACUUAUGUAAAUGUAAUAUUUCAGUUUUUUAUUUUUUAUAAAUUAGCAAACAUUUCUACAAACCUGUUUUUGCUUUGUCAUUAUAUGGUAUUGUGUGUAGAUUGAAGGUACAUAAAAAAUAAAAAUAAAGAUUUUUAGAAUAAGGCUGUAACGUAACAACGUGGAAAAAGUCAAGGGGUCUGAACACUUUCUAAAGGCACUGUAUGCUUGUAAUCGUUAACGACUGGGGAGUUUCUCAGGAUAAAAAUAAACUUGAUGGAGCUAAGCACAGGCAAAAUCAUAGAGGAAAACCUGGUUCAGUCUGCUUUCCACCAGACACUGGGAGAUUUAAUUAACCUUUAAGUAACCUAAAACACAAGGCCAAAUCUACACUAGAGCUGCUUACCAAGAUGACAGUGAAUGUUCCUGAGUGGCCAAUGAACAGUUUAGACUUAAAUCUACUUAAAAAUCUAUGGCAAGACCUGAAAAUGGUUGUUUAGCAAUGAUCAACAACCAAUUUGACAGAGCUUGAUGAAUUUUGAAAAGCGUAAUGGGUGAAUGUUGCACAAUCCAGGUGUGGAAAGCACUUCGAUUUAUCCAGAAAGACUAAAAGCUGUCUACGGUCCUUCUACAAAGUAUUGACUCGGGUGUGAAUACUUAUGUAAAUUAGAUAUUUAAUUUUCAAUACAUUUGAAAACAUUUCUGAAAACAUGUUUUCACGUUGUCAUUAUGGGGUAUUGUACAGUGGGGAAAAAAAGUAUUUAGUCAGCCACCAAUUGUGCAAGUUCUCCCACUUAAAAAGAUGAGAGGCCUGUAAUUUUCAUCAUAGGUACACGUCAACUAUGACAGACAAAAUGAGGAAAAAAAAUCCAGAAAAUCACAUUGUAGAAUUUUUAAUGAAUUUAUUUGCAAAUUAUGGUGGAAAAUAAGUAUUUGGUCACCUACAAACAAGCACGAUUUCUGGCUCUCACAGACCUGUAACUUCUUCUUUAAGAGGCUCCUCUGUCCUCCACUCGUUACCUGUAUUAAUGGCACCUGUUUGAACUUGUUAUCAGUAUAAAAGACACCUGUCCACAACCUCAAACAGUCACACUCCAAACUCCACUAUGGCCAAGACCAAAGAGCUGUCAAAGGACACCAGAAACAAAAUUGUAGACCUGCACCAGGCUGGGAAGACUGAAUCUGCAAUAGGUAAGCAGCUUGGUUUGAAGAAAUCAACUUUGGGAGCAAUUAUUAGGAAAUGGAAGACAUACAAGACCACUGAUAAUCUCCCUCGAUCUGGGGCUCCACGCAAGAUCUCACCCCACAGUUGAUUCAAAAAUGAUCACAAGAACGGUGAGCAAAAAUCCCAGAACCACACAGGGGGACCUAGUGAAUGACCUGCAGAGAGCUGGGACCAAAGUAACAAAGCCUACCAUCAGUAACACACUACGCCGCCAGGGACUCAAAUCCUGCAGUGCCAGACGUGUCCCCCUGCUUAAGCCAGUACAUGUCCAGGCCCGUCUGAAGUUUGCUAGAGUGCAUUUGGAUGAUCCAGAAGAGGAUUGGGAGAAUGUCAUAUGGUCAGAUGAAACCAAAAUAGAACUUUUUGGUAAAAACUCAACUCGUCGUGUUGGGAGGACAAAGAAUGCUGAGUUGCAUCCUAAGGACACCAUACCUACUGUGAAGCAUGGGGGUGGAAACAUCAUGCUUUGGGGCUGUUUUUCUGCAAAGGGACCAGGAUGACUGAUCCGUGUAAAGGAAAGAAUGAAUGGGGCCAUGUAUCGUGAGAUUUUGAGUGAAAACCUCCUUCCAUCAGCAAGGGCAUUGAAGAUGAAACGUGGCUGGGUCUUUCAGCAUGACAAUGAUCCCAAACACACCGCCCGGGCAACGAAGGAGUGGCUUCGUAAGAAGCAUUUCAAGGUCCUGGAGUGGCCUAGCCAGUCUCCAGAUCUCAACCCCAUAGAAAAUCUUUGGAGGGAGUUGAAAGUCCGUGUUGCCCAGCGACAGCCCCAAAACAUCACUGCUCUAGAGGAGAUCUGCAUGGAGGAAUGGGCCAAAAUACCAGCAACAGUGUGUGGAAACCUUGUGAAGACUUACAGAAAACGUUUGACCUGUGUCAUUGCCAACAAAGGGUAUAUAACAAAGUAUUGAGAAACUUUUGUUAUUGACCAAAUACUUAUUUUCCACCAUAAUUUGCAAAUAAAUUCAUAAAAAAUCCUACAAUGUGAUUUUCUGGAUUUCUUUCUCUCAUUUUGUCUGUCAUAGUUGACGUGUACCUAUGAUGAAAAUUACAGGCCUCUCAUCUUUUUAAGUGGGAGAACUUGCAUAAUUGGUGGCUGACUAAAUACUUUUUCCCCCCACUGUAUGUAGAUGGGUGAUAAAUACUUUUUAAUAAAUGUUGAAUUCAGGCUGUAACACAAUGUGGAAUCAGUCAAGGGGUAUGAAUAUUUACUGAGGGCACUGUAUGUUGAACAAGCUUUGAACCUGUGUUAAUGGUGAUAGUAACCUGCUUUUGGAGGUUAGCUAGCAGCUGCUUCUUUAUUUUACCUGCAUUUGGAACUUGUAUGUUGAUUUACACAAUCACCUUUUGAUUCAAGUCAUGAUUAGGGAUAUUUUAGGCAAGGGUGAUCAGCUAAACAUGAGCAGCUAGCUUUUAUUUUUGUGAAUGGGCACCGUAAGUAUGCAUGGGUUGGGUUACUAAAAGAUUUAAAAGGCUAUUUGGGACAGCUUUUCUGUUGCCUGGUUACCCAUCCACAUUGCUCCGGCCAAACGCCUCGCCCACUAAUGUUCUUUCUCUACAAUGAGUCUGGGGCGUGUUCAAAUAGAAAUAGGCUAUGUAGAUCAAACACGACUCCGACAUGUAGAAUAAGGAAUCACAUCGGCUCUAUUCAUGGCAUUUCUAUCUGCAACAUUCAAGAAUAUUUGGCAACUGAACAAGGCCCUGGAUUUUCCUCCCUCCCUGCCGACUUCUGUAAUGCAAACACAUUCUGACCUUUCUGGUUGGUCCUAGAAACCGAUGGGUUUGGCCAGAGCCGGCCUACAUAAUGACGUCAACGUUGAUACUCUGAUUGGUUAAUCGCUGUUGAAUUUGUUUUGUACGCCCCUCAUUUUGAUGUCACACAAACAAAUUCUAGGAUGUCAGUUUCAGACAAUGUAUGUAGUGAUCGUCAGAAGAGCAGCGGAACUAUUCAGGAUUAUGAGUCAUUAGGCUAAGCUUUUCUGUGCAUAGGUUUUUUCCUUUGGCCCUGUUUUGAUGUGCUGCGUGUGUACAGGGCUGAGGACGAGGACUCAGAAGACUCUGUGACAGGGACUAAGGUGAAGGUGAAGUACGGCCGAGGGAAGACCCAGAAGAUAUACGAGGCCAACAUCAAGAAGACUGAGAACGAUGAUGCCGGAGAUGUCCUGUACCUGGUCCACUACUAUGGCUGGAACGUCAGGUAACCCAUGGACACAUGCUUCCAUUCUCACCCACCUCAAAGACAUUAUGGGGAUUUCUGUGUGUUUAUGAUUCGCUGUCUUGGUCAUGGCAGUAUUUUCAGUAUUACUUAUCCACCUGUCUCUAUUUCUCUCUGUUUUUGAAGUUACUUGACUGUCAAUGUAGUGCGAGGAUCUUUCUGCCAUAGAAACCCUUGGGCGGGCUGCUUAAGCGUUUUUUUUGGGACACCUAAGUCCAAACUGUAAAAUAUAAUAUUUUUAGACCUACAUUUUCGGGAUGGAAGAACGCUUUCAGUGUAAACUUAAACUAAAACCAGAUAUAAAGUAUGUAGAAAAGAUAAUGGACCUAUAUAUUUUUUAAAUAAUAUAAUCUUUGAGAACUAACAGUCACCAAAAUAAAAGCUUGACAGUCAGGGGAGUUGAAAAUUCCCAAAACAUUGAAUUUAACAGUAUUGAUUUUGUUAUUAAGUUUAAGAACACUGCAUUAGCCAUGGCAAAAUGAACAGAAUUGCUGGAAAUUAUCUUUAAAACUGCAACAUUUUCUCUCAGCUCCAUGGCAAAAUGUGUAGAAUUGCCGGAAAUUAACUUUAAAAGUAAAUCUCAGCUCCAUUGAGAAAUUCGUAGAAUUGCAGGAAAUUGACCACUAUCAUUGCCACGCCCAUCGCCUAAGCCCCUUUUUGAUCCAGAAAUAAACCUGUAAUUUGUUUCUUAGUGCAAGCAGUGUGUUACUGUUGCAUGUGUAUAAUCUGAGAGAUUUAAUGAGUGAGUCUAGCUAUAAUGUUUACGGUUUAAUUUCCCCUCUAUAGGUAUGAUGAGUGGGUCAAAGCAGACCGGAUUAUCUGGCCUGUCGACAAGGGCGGAACAAAAAAUAAACAGAAAAAGAAAGUCAUGAACAAAGAGGAUGGAGAGAAGGACAAGCAGGGGAAGCUGGGUGGGUUGAGAGGUCGCCCUCUUCUCAGAACCACUCCCCCCAGUGCCAACCGCAGCGUCUCCAAGACCCCCAGCCGUGAGGGGCGCUCCAGCAGCAAGAGCAAAUCUGACUCAUCAGCCCUGCCCAACGGAGAGGGUAAGAGACACGAGACCUGUACCUAAACCAGCAUGUAACAUGACUCCACGGGUGCAUCCCAAUAGUGAACCUUGGCUUUCUUUUCUCAUCUCAUCACCUUAAUCUGCACCUAUUAUCAGUCCUAUGGAGAGGGUGGACCUGUGGGGCUUGUUCAGCAGGGUGCAAUGUUAUAGAAUGUUCAGACCGAAACGUAGAAUAGAUCUGCAGCGUCUGUCAUGUAGAAUCGUGACAACUUUAUUCAUUCAAUUUGUCUGUGAACAGGUACCCCUCGCCGACGCACAAGAAGAACCUCUGGGAUGUAUGACUCGGACAGGGAUGCCAACUCCAAUGGUAAGUACAUACCUUUAAAUACAGAGGCAGUAUAGUGUAGUCACUACUUUAAUUAGGAUAACUAUGAUAGUCCACAUCUAAGGAUGAUUAGAGGGUGUUUCUGGCCACGUGAGGCGGAUUUUAUCAGACACAGAUUAAACCUAGUCCUGGGCUAAAGUAGCCCUUUCAGUGGACAUUCUGCAUUGAUUUUGAGUCCAGGACUACACUUAAUCUGUGUCUGGGGAAACUACCCCUUGGUGUUUGGAAGUAAUGGUUAUUUAAAUGAUUGAAGCCAGGAAUUUUGUUAGGAUGGAAGCUAACCCUUGAUGUGCCCCCUCUACUUCUCUUAGAAGAGUCAGGGAAUUCGUUUGAGGACAGUGAGUCAGAGGAUUCUCCUGAGAAGAAGCCUGCAUGGGCGGAGAGAACGGACCCCGCCACGGCCCGUAAGCAGGAAGAGGAGGAGGACCUGAGGGUGGAGAGAGGAAGAGCAGAGGCAGUGGCCGCCGCAGCCCAAGCAGCAGCACAGCUCCAGCCCCCCAGCAGCCCUCAGGAGAAGGAGCAGCAGGAGGACAAACUCCCUGAGAGGAGGGAGCCUGUGAAGGAGAAAGAGGAGGCUGAGGAGCAGCCCCAGGCGCCCCCCAUGACCCCUGAACCCAACAGACCCAAGGAAGAGGACCCCCCUACCCCGAAAUCCCCCAGGUCUAAAGCAGCACGUAGAAGUAACGUUAGAGAGCCAGAGAGGAACACCAACAACACUGAGUCUGAAACACCCACCAACACCAUCAUCACCACCACUCCCAACCACACUGAGACAGAGUCGUCCCCCAGCCCACGCCCCCUGAAGAGGCAGGAUGAGCCCAUGGUGGUCCUUCACUGUCUCCCUGCUGAGCACCUACCCAGCAUGCCCGACCUCCCCAUCAUGGACUCCGACACAGACUCCGCCACGGAGGAGGAGAUUUGCAGGGAGCAGCGAGUCGUGGCCAAGCGUAAAGCCACAGAGCACAGGACGCCAGACAAGAAGGUGCGUCUAGACUGGAGGGAGGAGACUGCCAAAAUGGGAUCGCCUGAGAGGAGGCCCCAUGAUUCGCCUGGCGGGAGGCCCCAUGAUUCGCCUGGGGGGAGGCCCCAUGAUUCGCCUGGGGGGAGGCCCCAUGAUUCGCCUGGGGGGAGGCCCCAUGAUUCGCCUUGGGGGAGGCCCCAUGAUUCGCCUGGGGGGAGGCCCCAUGAUUCGCCUGGGGGGAGGCCCCAUGAUUCGCCUGGGGGGAGGCCCCAUGAUUCGCCUGGGGAGAGGCCCCCUGAUUCGCCAGCGGGGAGGCACCCUGAUUCGCCAGCGGGGAGGCCCCCUGAGUCGCCAGCGGGGAGGCCCCCUAGGUCGCCAGCGGGGAGGCCCCCUGAGUCGCCAGCGGGGAGGCCCACUGAGUCGCCAGCGGGGAGGCCCCCUGAGUCGCCAGCGGGGAGGCCCCUGAGUCGCCAGCGGGGAGGCCCCUGAGUCGCCAGCGGGAGGCCCCUGAGUCGCCAGCGGGCAGGCCCACUGAGUCGCCAGCGGGCAGGCCCCCUGAGUCGCCAGCGGGCAGGCCCCUGAGUCGCCAGCGGGAGGCCCACUGAGUCGCCAGCGGGCAGGCCCACUGAGUCGCCAGCGGGGAGGCCCACUGAGUCGCCAGCGGGGAGGCCCCCUGAGUCGCCAGCGGGAGGCCCACUGAGUCGCCAGCGGGGAGGCCCACUGAGUCGCCAGCGGGGAGGCCCACUGAGUCGCCAGCGGGCAGGCCCACUGAGUCGCCAGCGGGAGGCCCGGCCAGCGGGCAGGCCCACUGAGUCGCCAGCGGGCAGGCCCACUGAGUCGCCAGCGGGCAGGCCCACUGAGUCGCCAGCGGGGAGGCCCACUGAGUCGCCAGCGGGGAGGCCCACUGAGUCGCCAGCGGGGAGGCCCACUGAGUCGCCAGCGGGGAGGCCCACUGAGUCGCCAGCGGGGAGGCCCACUGAGUCGCCAGCGGGGAGGCCCACUGAGUCGCCAGCGGGGAGGCCCACUGAGUCGCCAGCGGGGAGGCCCACUGAGUCGCCAGCGGGGAGGCCCACUGAGUCGCCAGCCGGGAGGCCCACGACUCCAGAGCAGAGGCUGGAGGCGGGGGGACAGAAAGGAGAAGAGUGCCUGACGCCAGUGACGGGUAAAACGGAGCCGGAGGUUAAAACAGAGAUGCCUGCCCUCACUCCUGAGGUGCAGUGUCGAGGUCCAGGAGAGGGAGGUAUCACAGGAGGUUGGCCCAGGUCGGAGCAGCCAGGCUCGGGGGCAGAGGAGGAGCUGAUGCCCCAGAUAGGGCCUGAGGCGCUGGUCUGCCACGAGGUGGAUCUGGACGACCUGGAUGAGAAGGACAAGACCUCAGCAGAAGACCUCCUAAUGAUGAUGAGUCAGGGGAAGGUACAUGCUCCCCCUCCGUCCAAUGCCUCCUCCCACCACCCCCAGACCCACAACAACCCUCCUCCGUCCUCCGGGGGCGCUGCUGCUCCACGAGUCUUCUCCCCCACCUCGGCCCCCAGCCCUGAUGAGUCCAUCAGCACCAAGAGUGAGAGUGACGUCACCAUCGAGGUUGACAGCGUAGCCGGGGAGUCUCAGGAGGGGCUUGGUGAUAACGAGUCGGCCAACUCCAACUGCUUUGAAGCCAGCACCAGCUCUAGCAACUCCAGCAUGUCACUACAGGAGAGGGACACCAAGGACAGAGGUGGGUCACACAUAGAAUGGUAUAGAAUAGGCUAUAUCCAUUUAGCCUAGCGGUUAGAGCGUUGGGCCAGUAACCAAAAGGUCACUCGUUCGAAUUCCUAAGCCAACUAGGUGAAAAAUCUCUGUGCCCUUGAGCAAGGCACUUAACCCUAAUUGCUCCUGUAAGUCGCUCUGGAUAAGAGCGUCUGCUAAAUGACUAAAAUGUAAAAAUGUGUCUAUUGCAAACAGUUCCAUCACACAUUAGUUUUUAUACAUGUUUUGCUCAUUGCAAAUAAGGUUUUAGUUGUUCAAUGUAUGCUCAUGGGGAAACAUCUCAGUCCUCUGAAAUUAUAAUUCUCAAUAUUCUCCCUUUUUAUAAUUAGGUCAGAAAAGGUUGAUGGACUGCAAUAUGAGUUCUUCUGCAAAGAAGCAGAAGCGCAACCAGAAACGGCCAACCACAACGUCCAAAAUGGAGAAGAACGGAGCAGGUAAGUCGAAUGGUUUACUUCCAUUAAUGACAGGCCGUCGACUCACCUAAAAAAACAUGUCAAUGUUUUAAUCAUUCUUGACUGUAAUGUGAUUUGUGGGUUCAAAUAAAGUAUUUAAAAUGUGUCCCCACAGAGUACAGCAGUGACAGUGAGGACCUGGCUGUCAUGGACCCCUCCUGUAAGAUGACUCCUGUGAAACACUCCAUGUCUAAAGGAAGCCUGAAGCUGGUCUCUCCUAACAGUAAGGAGUUAGAGAAGGACAAGCAUAAACACAAGCAGUCCUCCUUCCCCUCCCCGCGCACAUACAAGUGGACCUUUCAGCUCAGUAAGUAGAACGUAUCACUAAUCAGGGGUGUAUUCACUAGAGAACCACACUGAACCAAACAGGGAGGGACCUACCUGAAUUUGUCCAAUAGAAACUGUUUGGAUUAAUGAUUACAUCCCAGUUCAUCACACUGAUCUCAGGUGUUGAAUAACAAUAGCAUCCGGUUUCCCAGACAGACUAAGCCUAGUCCUGGACAAAAAAUCCCUUUCAAUGUAGGUUCUCCAUUAUUUUUAGAACUAGGCUUAAUCUGUGUCCGGGAAACCGGCCCUAAGGGUUUGGAUUUUAGCUUGAAUUAUGUGAAUAUUCUUUAACUUAAUAUUGUAUUUACUGUUCUAAAUUAAAUGGCUUCGAAAGCACUCAUAUCUUUAUAGCUGAAUGGUGAAAGUAUGUUUUUAUUUGUUCAGAUGGUCUCAGACCAGUAUAAUAAGAACCUUUGUGUCUCUGAGCAGAUGAACUGGACAGCAUGUCAAGUGCUGAGAGGAUAUCCUUCUUACAAGACAAACUACAGGAUAUAAGGAAGUACUACAUGUCACUCAAGUCUGAAGUGGCCUCCAUAGACAGGAGGAGGAAGAGGUUAAAGAAGAAAGAAAGAGAGGGUAGGAUGGCUUUUCUGCACUUCCAUCCCAACUCUGAUUUCAGAUUUAUCUGAAGACCCAAUGUUAUUCGAGUCCUCAGUCAUGUUCCAGAGCAAACUACUUGAAUAGCUUUGUAUUGUAAAUAUUUUGUUUUUGAAUGAUUCCUUAAACUAUUUUUGACACACACUACAAAGUAUUAUUAUAUGCAUACAGCUGUCUAACCUGCUCUCUCUUCCCUCUCCUACUACUGUCUAUUUAGCUUUCAUUGUAAUGGUUUGCUUUGUUUCCAUGGUCUCUUUGCUCACCACAAUCCUGUGUAGAGUAUGAAAGACUGAUACGGCUGUCUAACCUGCUCUCUCCUCCCUCCCAGUGUCCCACACCACAGCUUCAACGUCGUCUGGCUCGUCAGACACUGGGAUGAGCCCCUCCUCCGCCUCACCCACUCAGAACACUGUGGCUGUCGAGUGCAGGUGAUGACACGCCUUCUCCCCCAUGGUUCCCAUGACGACCACCCUGGAGACACGGGUUGUGUCCGAAAUGGCACCUUAUUCCCUUUAUAGUGCGUAUCUUUUGACCAGAAGCCCAUGUUAAAUGACCAGAAGCCCUGGUCAAAAGUAGUCCACUAUAUAGGGCAUAAGGGUGCCAUUUCAGACGUACCCACGUACUGACAGACCAGAGCAAGCGGACAAAAGCACUCGACUGCCCCCCUCUGUCUCCUUUCACCCCCCACCACUCCUACCGCAUCCAAUCCACCACUUGGCCACUCCCACUUCUUGCACUUCCCUGCCUUGUAGAUAUUGUAGUCCACCUAUCGCAGUGUUGUCAGGAAAUGGAUUCUACGUGAGUUGAAUGUAAAGGAAACCACAAACCCCAGAUACUCCUAGCCAAACCCCUUCACUCUCCAUCCUUGAACAGUCCAUGGCACUUUUCUCCUUCUUACUCUGUCAGAACCACAGAAACAGAUAUAA